This is a messenger RNA of Aspergillus terreus NIH2624, 963 nucleotides long. Its product is annotated as ribose-phosphate diphosphokinase. NCBI's taxonomy places the organism in Eukaryota, Fungi, Ascomycota, Eurotiomycetes, Eurotiales, Aspergillaceae. The record is from RefSeq and is a predicted model, not a curated record. Bases 1 to 963 code for a protein of 320 amino acids. Gene Ontology annotation, biological process: purine nucleotide biosynthetic process; ribonucleoside monophosphate biosynthetic process; 5-phosphoribose 1-diphosphate biosynthetic process. Gene Ontology annotation, molecular function: magnesium ion binding; ribose phosphate diphosphokinase activity. Gene Ontology annotation, cellular component: cytoplasm; ribose phosphate diphosphokinase complex. The transcript is spliced from 3 exons.
AUGGCAUCAAACUCGAUCAAGCUCUUGACGGGCAACAGCCACCCCGAGUUGGCGAACCUCGUGGCCGACCGACUUGGCAUCGAGCUGACCAGAACUAUGGUCCUCCAUUAUUCCAACCAAGAGACGAGUGUGACGAUUGGUGAAAGUGUGCGCGAUGAGGAUGUCUUCAUUCUGCAGUCCACUAAGCCCAACGACAUCAACGACGGUCUGAUGGAACUGCUUAUCAUGAUCAACGCUUGCAAGACUGCGUCGGCCCGUCGCAUCACCGCUGUCAUCCCCAACUUCCCCUACGCCCGUCAGGAUAAGAAGGACAAGAGCCGUGCGCCUAUCACGGCGAAGCUCAUGGCCAACAUGCUCCAGACCGCUGGAUGCAACCACGUCAUUACCAUGGAUCUCCACGCCAGUCAGAUCCAGGGCUUCUUCAACGUGCCCGUCGACAACUUGUACGCGGAGCCGAGCAUGCUGAAGUGGAUUCGGGAACAUCUCGAUGUCAACAACUGUGUUAUUGUCAGUCCCGAUGCCGGCGGUGCCAAGCGUGCCACUGGUCUCGCCGAUCGCCUCGAUCUGCAGUUCGCCCUGAUUCACAAGGAGCGUCCCCGUCCCAACGAAGUCUCCCGCAUGGUCCUCGUCGGUAACGUCAAGGACAAGAUCGCCAUUAUUGUCGACGACAUGGCCGAUACCUGCGGUACUCUCGUCAAGGCCGCCGACACUGUCAUGCAGCACGGCGCCAAGGAAGUCAACGCCAUCGUUGUGCACGGUAUCCUCUCCGGCAAGGCCAUCGAGAACGUCAACAAGAGCUGUCUCAAGCGCCUGGUGGUCACCAACACCGUGCCCCACCAGGAGAAGAAGGAGCAGUGCGACAAGAUCGAGACCAUCGACAUCAGCCCCACGCUGGCUGAAGCCUGCAGACGUACGCACAACGGCGAGUCCGUCAGCUUCCUGUUCUCGCACGCCGUUGCAUAA